AUGGAAGGCCCUCAGGCAUCUACCGUUCUCAUUGGAGACAUCAACAUUGAUUACAGCUGUGAGAACUCUCCGAACGCACAACAUCUGCACCAAUUACUAUCCAGUAGCAAUCUUCGGAAUUAUGUCACCUCACCAACUCGUGUCACGAGCCACACUGCUUCAACCAUAGAUCUGUUUCUGUCAAAUACACCCAUUUUUGGUGCCUGUGAAACGAUUUACGGAGAUAUUAGCGACCAUUUCGCCAUCCUUGCACACUUGCCUGUAAACCAGACAGGGGUAAACCAAUCAUCACAACCCGGACAGAGUCGCCGUAUCCACACCAUCGACUGGGAGAAGUUUCAGACUGAUCUGUGUGUCCACUUUCAUCAGUUCCCUCGGAACGGCACGAUAAAUGACAUGACAGGUGCAUUCACGUCUGCUAUUAUGGAAACACCAGAUGAGCACGCCCCCUUGGUGGCGAGACGCAAGCGUGGUCGCCGUAUCUGUCCUUGGUUAACUGAGGAGUUGGUAUCUGCAGUACGACAUCGCAACAGGCUACACCAUCGACUCAUGAAGGAUCAAGCCAAUGAGGUGCUUCGUGAGCAACAUCGGCUCGCCAGAACUUUUGCCAGGAAGCUUGACCGAAAGCUUCGUAACCUGUACUUCGUAAACCAGUGCAACACACCUGAUCAGCGGAAACUUUGGUCAGCAAUGAACACAGUCACAGGGCGGCGGAAGGAACGUCAAAUACCUCAGGUUUCUGUUGAGGAUCUCGGCCAGGUCUUCGGUGAAAUUGUCAAUGACCCAAGCAGACCGCAGAAUCUGCACCCGCCACUUGGGCCAAUGCCAGCCAACAGUCUUCACGUCUUCAAACCUGUAAGUGUUGCAGAUGUUGAAAAGUGUCUUAAAGCUGUGGAUCCAUUCAAAGCUGCCGGCAGUGACUCUGUACCUGGAAUUGUCCUGCGGCAAUGUGCAAAUGUGCUUGCUCCACCACUUUCUUGUAUCAUUAAUAGUUCACUACAGAGUGGCGUUGUGCCCACCACGUUCAAGCACUCCCACAUCAGUCCCCUGCAUACAGCCGGAGACCGCUCAUCAGCCUGCAACUACAGACCUGUAUCCUUACUCCCUAUCGUUUCGCGUAUCCUAGAGCAGUUUGUGAAGAGACAGCUGACAGAAUAUCUGUACAGCAAUGAUUUAUACCCGAUGACUCAAUUUGCAUAUUGA
Messenger RNA from Sycon ciliatum, 1203 nucleotides. RefSeq lists its product as uncharacterized. The coding region runs from base 1 to 1203 and encodes 400 amino acids. Gene Ontology annotation, molecular function: catalytic activity. NCBI's taxonomy places the organism in Eukaryota, Metazoa, Porifera, Calcarea, Leucosolenida, Sycettidae. The record is from RefSeq and is a predicted model, not a curated record. The transcript has a single exon.